AUGGCCGAACUUUACGCGGAAAUCGAAGAGGAGGAACAGCGACUCGCGCGUGGGUCGUCCCAGCGUCAGUACUGGGACCGCAAGACGUUUUCUUCCUAUACGGAGCAAAAGAGUGCCAUGGCUCGGUCGAGUACUUUGUAUGUGGGCAACCUGUCCUUUUUCACAUCGGAAGCCCAGCUCUACGAGUUAUUUAGUCGAGUGGGUUACGUCAAGCGGGUUAUCGUCGGUCUCGACCGCUUUAAGAAAACGCCUUGUGGCUUUUGCUUUGUUGAGUAUAGUACCCAUUCGGAGGCUGAAGCUUGUGCCCAAUUUCUGAGCGAAACGAAACUGGACAAUCGUGUGGUUCGCUGUGAAAUGGACGGUGGCUUCCGAGAAGGUCGUCAGUUUGGACGAGGGCUGUCAGGAGGUCAAGUACGGGACGAUCGACGAUCCAAAGAUGACUAUGAUGCUGGGCGGGGAGGGUAUGGACGGGGCGACGAUGCUACCGCUGAUGGCCACCAUUUCCGUCGCUCGGCACAUGUGAAGCGACCUCGAAAGGACAGUGAGGCGGUGGAUGGACCACCGACGAGUCGUCCACGACGAGUGGAGUCGCCUCGGGAUGAGGACAAGAAGCAGGAGGAGGAGGAGAACCCGAGGUUUCGUCAUCGUGAAGAUGAGGAUGACAACGUGGAUAGAGAAGACGAGGACGUGGUGGUGGGGGAGGAGGAGGAGAAGAAACAGCAAGAGACCGAAGCUGAGGUGGUGGAGGUUGUGGAUGUGGUGGAGGUGAAGACGAUGGAGGAGGAGAUGUGA
Molecule: messenger RNA, 792 nt
Organism: Peronospora matthiolae
Lineage: Eukaryota; Oomycota; Peronosporomycetes; Peronosporales; Peronosporaceae
Source: the annotation of a GenBank genome assembly